AGCCGUGUUUCAUUUACCCGAAAUUUUAGAUAUUCUAAAGCUGAUUAAUUAAUUAAGUGAGUGGUUGAGAUCAAAUACUCGACAUUGCGAAUAUUUCGUGAGAUUAACUGAAAUACCACGUAAACAUGACUAAAAUGAAUUGAAAAACAUCUGACAGUGUCGCCCCCUGACGUUUCCGAUGUUCCGUUCGAUAUUGCCAUGUUGCCAGUUGUCAGUUGUUAAUUGUUGUUACUUGCAGCUUGCAGUCUAAAAAAUGGAUGGUGGUGUUAUUGUGCUGUGCAUUAUUAAUAAAUAAUUAGAGUAUUUCAAGAAAUUAUUUCUCGAUCAGCUAUUAGUAAAAUACUUUACUAUAAAGCAUGCUGAAAAGAAAUGCUUGAUAAUUUGAAAUUGUUAUCUUAGUGGUUGAUCUUAUAUUUAAGAAAUGUUCAAUAGUAGCCUCUUAUAUGAGAAGAGGCCUCUUAAGAAGCCUCGAAUAGGUCCGCCAGACGUCUAUCCUCAAGAACCGAAACAAAAAGAGGAUGAACUGACCAGUAUUAACGUAAAACAUGGCUUUCCUACUAUGACCCAUCUUAGCGACGAAUUUGGAACAGCCAGAAAUUGUAAUGUUACUGCAAGCAAAGUCGGAGCGUAUUUUAACGCUAUUAUUGCUCGGAAAGAAGAGCUCUCCAUGUUACCAGAUUCUGGUCGCAAAAGGCAACAAAUCAAUACAAAGGAUAACUUCUGGCCUGCAACGAUUAGGACGAAGAAUCACAUUGAAGCCUGGUUUAAGGAUUUAGCCGGAAACAAGCCUUUGAUGAAUCUCUCUAAGAAGGCUCCCAAUUUCAAUAAAAAGGAGGAAAUUUUCAUGAUGCUGACCGAGCAUCAGGUGCCAAUGAUUAGAGCUGCCUGGUUUAUAAAACUGAGUUCUGCCUACGCUGUUGCUGUGUCCGAAGCGAAGAUUAAGAAGAGACAGAUGCCUGACCCAACUGCAGAGUGGACUGGCACAUUGCUGAAAUUCCUGAAAGAUCAAAUUCCAAAGCUGUUGGAAUAUUAUUCACAGGCAGAGAAGCCGAAUCCAGCCAACACGUCUCUAACAGCCGUCCAUACUAACGAAACCGAACAAAAACUAGCUGUUCGUCAUUGGGGAUACUGUAUCAGACUGUUGAAGUACAUGUACGAAGAAGGUCUUAUGGAUCGCCAAGAGGUGUUAAGCUGGAUAAUAGAAUUGCUAGAAAAACAAAAAUCGCAGCCGGCCGACGAUGGAAUCUUAAGGUUGUUUCUACCGUUAACUCUCCAGUACUUGGACGAGUUCGUGCAGUCUGAGCUUUUAUGUCGGAGAUUGGCGCAUCUGUGCGCGAAAAAAUUGGGUUUUAUGCUGAAUAACGUCGCCGAGACCAACUUGAUCACCUCCCCGAAUAGCGAAAUAAAAAUCGAACCGAAGGACGGCGAUAAGGAGAAAAAAGAAAACGUUCCUCCUAACCCGAUGCAGAGCACUUUGAUCGAGUACCAGAAUUGUCCGCAUCAUAGAGAUAUAGUUUUGCAGCUGAGCACCAUCAUCCAAACUAUAAACCUGGAAUGUCCCACUGCCUUAGUUUGGUGCGGUACAGGCGUAGGAACGAUCUGGCACGGCUCUCCCUUAGACAACCUGCCGAUCCUCCCGUCUAUGCUACCUGUUCCCGCUCGCUGCGAUAUGACCAGUUACCGCAAGCAAAUAAUUCAGGCGGAGAACUGUAUCCGAGAGAGGAGCAAAAAAGCGGAAGGCCGUUGGUGUACGGACAAAUGGCAGGCGUCUUCUACCGGUACCGUAACGACCAGGGUUUUAGCUGCCCUGGACGCUUUGGAUCGACAUCGAUUCGAUAAGAUGGAUGCCGCUAACUCCUUGGAUACUCUGUAUACAAAGGUGUUUAGUGGAAAUCCAGAUCAAGAAAACGCAGUGGUUAAACUCCUGUGCGAGUGGGCGGUGUCCCCGGAGAGAACCGGGGAGCAUAGGGCGCUCGCAGUGGCUGCCCUGUUAGACAGAAGACAGUCGGACGGUAAUAAUUCGACCGAUCAAGAAACCGCGCCAGGCGACGAUAAAGACUCGAAUAGUUCCGUACCUGGUGGGCCCCCGAUGUUUCAGUCCCUGCUUAUGAAGUUUUUAGAUCACGACGCUCCCGUGCCCGCCCCAGACGAUUGCAUCAUGAAAAAGACGGCCUUCUCAAAUUUAGUACAUCUUUUUUCCGAGCUGAUUCGACGAGACGUGUUUUCGCACGACGCUUAUAUGUGCACGUUGAUCUCCAGGGGCGAUCUUUUGGGCCCCGAAGAAACUACGGACAAUAUCUCCAAUCACCACACCAAAAUGGAGCCAAUGGACUACGACGACGCCAACAUAGACCACGACCUGGACAAAAUCCUCCAGAAUAUAAAAGAGGACCAACAGAACUCCAUGGACGUGCCCGACAGUCCCAAGGAGCACGACCACGGGCACCAUUCACACGUCCCUUCCUCCAUGGGUCACGUUCCCAUGGAAACGGACCACAACGAGUACAAGGUGAAACCGUCAAGACACUUACUGUACACCACCCACUUUCCGUUAUGCCAAGACGAUCCGUUCGCGCAACACGACUGCAACCAGCGCCACGUUUUACUGUACGGAGUGGGUAAGAUCAGGGACGAAGCCCGACACACCGUGAAGAAGAUGUCGAAGGAGAUCUGCAAGCUGUUCUCCAAGAAAUUCAGCGUGGACGUCGCGGAAGGCGGGAAGGUGAAGAAACAUUCCAGGAACGAGUUCAACUUCGAGGCGACCACGCAGAAGUGUCAGAGUUUGAGCUAUUUCGACCAGCAUGUGGUGACGUGGCAGUGCAGCGUUACGGUCAUAGAGAUGUUGAAUUCCUUCGCCACCGGAAAUUCAAAUUACUUGCCCGUGCAGGAGCACGUCGCCUUUCUCUUUGAUCUGAUGGAGUUGGCUUUGAAUAUCUACGGGUUGAUCGACGUCUGCAUACAGAUUUUGAAGGAGCUGCCGGAAGUCGAAACUCAGUUGUACAAUAAGAACUCCGUUCUAAGCAGGAACUACACCACUUCUUUGAGCUUGUAUGUGGUCGGCGUGCUGAGGAGAUACCACUGCUGCCUCCUGUUAUCUCCCGAACAAACCUCUGCCGUUUUCGAGGGCCUCUGCAAAGUCGUGAAGCACGUCUCCAACCCCGGCGACUGCAGCUCGGCAGAGCGUUGCAUCCUAGCCCACCUGUACGACCUGUAUUCGUCGUGUAGCCUGUUGAAAUCCAAGCCGCACACCGUCGAACCCUUCGGGAACGCUUAUCCCAAAAUAAAACAGGCCCUGUACACCGCCCUGCAACCCACGCCGAGCAACAGCUAUUUGUAUAACGCCCAGUACAUGCAGGAGUUGUUUUUGAGUCCCAAGAGGGCGGGCAGGAUCGAUAGCGUGCUGGCCAAGCAGUUGAAUGAGAACGGAAAUAACAGGUAUUCCUUUGUAAGCAAUGCUGUGAUACACGUCGGACGAGAGACGGACAAUGAAAGACUGAACGAUCUGGCGAUUAUGUGCGCCGAAAUGACGGCGUGCUGCAAUUCGUUGGCCUCCGAGUGGUUGGGGGUCCUCCUGGCUCUUUGCAGCCCUUUGUCGCACCCUGGUUAUUAUGCCGAUGUCCUGAAUCAACUUGACAUACAGGACGUUAGUAUUCAUAAUGCCUUAGCAGUAUUCACCUGUAUCCUCAUAGCGAGGCACUGUUUCUCCCUGGAAGACUUCGUCGGCAGGGUCGCCUUGCCUAGCCUCCUCAAGGUAAAGUCCCUGGAUAACAGCGAAGGACGAGCGGAAGCGGGAAUGAGACUGACCUGCCAUCUACUGCUGCGUUUAUUUCGAACGGCCGAAGGCCCCCAACCGGGACUUUAUUCCGUAGGGUCGCCGCCACUAACGGCCCCCAGGCCCCCGUUAGGGGUACGAUUGAGUUGUGAUCGCCAUCUCUUGGCCGCCGCGCAUAGGAAUAUCCACGUAGGUCCCGUUCUAGCGGUAUUGAAGGCCGUGUUGAUCGUCGGAGAUGCUACCGCGAAGGAAGGGACGGAAUUGAGCUUGAGUAACAUCCUGGGGACCAGCGACCUGCAUAGCGGUGCGGAUGGGCCUAGUUUGGAUUUACCGAUAAACGUGGAUGUGUGCGGAUCGAGGACAACGCAUAGGCAAUCUAGCACCGGCAAUGCCGAAAGUACUGCGUCUCUAUCUGCCUUCGCGUGCCACGUCUUGAGAGAAAUUUGUUCCCAGCAAUGGGUCCUCGAGAGGUGUCUCUGCCAUCCCGAGGAACUCUGCGACAUGGACAACCUCUUAGACCCGUUACUGUCGCAUUCACAGGCACAAAGACUGCUGCACAUGAUCUGCUACCCCGAUGCUGGCUCCAGCAUCGACGAUCUAGAUCAGAAAUCGAUGAUCAGUCGAAUCUUAGAGAACCUAGAACAGUGGACGCUUAGAAUGUCGUGGCUAGACCUCCAGCUGAUGUUCAAACAGUUCAGUCCGGGCUCUCCCGAGCUCUCGCAGUGGUUGGAUACCGUGGCCAAGGCGGCCAUCGACGUGUUUCAGCUGAACGCCCCGUACGGCAGCCCGCCCAGGUCGGACGAGAAGAAAACCGACAGCAAAAAACAGCAGAACUCGAUUUGGUUGGUGGCGCCGCUGGUGUCUAAGUUACCGAGCGCGGUGCAGGGGAGAAUCCUGAAGGUGGCGGGACAGGUUCUGGAGAGCGGCGGGUGGUGUAAGGAGCAGAAGAGCAAGGGGAGGUGCAGUUCGGAGAACAACAGUUUGCUGACGCAUCAGCCUUUCCUGACGCUGGUGCUGACUUGCCUCAAGGGGCAGGAGGAGGGGCAGAGGGAGGGGCUGUUGUCCUCGUUACACCAGCAGUUGUCGCAGCUGGUACAACAGGCCAAAGAGGGCAACCUGCAGGACAUUUGCAGCAACGAGAGAACUCUCGACGGCUUGCAGUUACGAUUUGCCUUGGUCGGGGGAGUUUUUGACGCGUUCCAGAGGAACCCGUCCGCCACGACCGACUGGGCCCUACUUUUAGUACAGCUCGUCACGAACGGUCUUAUAGAUCUGCACACCCACAGCGAUUUAUUUACGGUCGUCAUCGAUAUGUUAGCGACUCUAGUGCACUCCGCGAAAGCCACAGAUACGCAGGAUGAUAGCAGAAAAAUGUACCCGAAUCUCUUGAAAAAGCUGAAAAAAGAAGUUGGCGAACGUCAGAACGCAUCAUUACAGCACAUCCGCCAGCUUUUGCCUUUGCCGAGGAUUACCACCGAGAUAAUCGCCGUCGAGCCUGCCGGUUCGAGGAAAGGCAACAAGAACAACUUCGACAGCGUCGACAAAAAACACGAUCUCCAGGUCACCGACAAGCAGCGUGUCAGCAACUGGGACAUCUUGGAAGGCAUGAAGAACCCAGCACCGCUGUCUUGGGCCUGGUUCGGGGCAGUGAGGUUGGAAAGGAAGCCUCUGGCUUGUGAAGACACGCAUCGUCUUUUAAAAUACCACACACAUAAUCUUCAGAGGCCCAUUUCGCAUUAUUUGGACCCGCCGCCUUUGCCUCCCGAGGACUUGGAACCCAUUCCGGACAAGCCCCUAAAGGACAUUGACCUGAAGGCUGACACCCCGUCGUCGGUGGACCAAAGCCCUGCCGGUACGAUCGGUAAGGGUCGCGGCAAAGGGAGAAAACCACGUAAGCCGAAGGCGGGCCCCGGUCAGAUGCACGUCAACCCGAUGGCAAUGGGACAGUCGCCGUUGGGACAGGGUAAUCCCGGCAUGGCCAUGCCCGUGCAGGGCAACAAUCCCCAGAUGGGUCACAAUAUGGGCGGGUACGGGCAGCCGCCGGGUAUGCAGCAGCAGGGGCAGCAGUACGCGGGGAACGCCGGCCAGCAGCAGUGGUACAAUCAGAACCAGAACCCGCAGCAGGGGUAUUACCCUCCUAUGCCUGUGAAUCGUUUCGAGAGGCCGCCCCAGCAGAUCAACCAAUCGAAACAGGCCCUCUCGAAUAUGCUUCGACAGAGACACCCGCUUAAUACUUUCAUCCCGGGAAUGCAGAACAAUCCGAAUUCUGCGCCUCAGAAUACCAAUUAUGGACAGAUGCAGAGGAGCUUCCCCAGACAGUCUAUCAGGCAACCGCAUCCUGGAUCGAUUCAACCGAAUCAGGGAAUGUUCCCUCAGCAGUACAGCAACAUGCAGAGCGGCAUGAGCCAGCAGUACAGCAACUACGCCGCCAACCCUCAGACCAUGAUGCAGGGCAACAUGCAGGGCAACCAGCAGAUGAUGCAGGGGGCCCAGGGCAACAUGUUCGCCGGGCAACAGCAGGGAUUCGGCCAGGCCAGGCCAGCGCAGCCGGAUUACCGGCAGAUGGGACAAAAUCCGAGAGCCCCUUACAUGCAGCAAGCCCCCAACGUCACGAUGAACACGAACAUGAACACCAUGGGAGCCAUGGGUGGCCAAGGGGGUCCCGCUCCGCCGUAUUCCCGUACCGCAGCUCAGACUAUGCAGCCGAACGUGCAGAAUCAGAAUCAGUUCCAGCAACAGCAGAGGAUGAGGCAGCAGAUGUUGGCCAUGCAGCAGCAGCAGCAGCAGCAGCAGCAGCAGGGGGGGCCGCAGGGCAACCAGCCCAGUCCGGCCCUCGUGGCGCACCUGCAGAGGCAGCAGAUGAAUCCCAAUCCUUAUCACCAGCCACCGCCGUACAAUAUGCAGUAGUUUUAUUUACGUACGCGAUUUAUUUUAAUUAUUGUACGCUUCUGCACGAGUGAACGUUAUUGUGUAUAUUUUUAUUUAUAUAAAAGGAUUAGUUUUUCUUUUGACAAAAAUUUUUGCUAUUUUAAUAUUUAAAGUAGUUUUUCUUGAGGGGACGGACCAAAAGUAGUUCAAAUGUCUCAUGCAGUAAUUUAAUUAUUGUACUCAAAUGGAUGUCAUUAUGUAUAUUUGAUAAACGAGUUGAGUUCUAUUAUACUUUUUCCAAAGUU
Anoplophora glabripennis (Asian longhorned beetle) is the source of this 6945-nucleotide messenger RNA. RefSeq names its product mediator of RNA polymerase II transcription subunit 12 (gene kto). Bases 422 to 6679 code for a protein of 2085 amino acids. Lineage: Eukaryota; Metazoa; Arthropoda; Insecta; Coleoptera; Cerambycidae. Gene Ontology annotation, molecular function: transcription coactivator activity. The transcript has 22 exons. Gene Ontology annotation, cellular component: mediator complex. The record is from RefSeq and is a predicted model, not a curated record. Gene Ontology annotation, biological process: regulation of transcription by RNA polymerase II.